CGCGAGAGCAUUGCACAGUGAAGUGUGGUUAUAGUAAACGGAGAUGGAUCUCCCUAUGGAUUAUGAAUCUACUGAAAGUGGCUCUUCCAACGAAAAGCCGAGAACAGACAAGUAUGGAUUUCAAUAUUCUGAAGAUUUUAACUAUGAAGCCUAUGAAGAAAUGAUGUCUGAGUAUUUACCGGUGCUGGCCAGAAGAUCAGAAAAGUGGUCCAGGCUUUUAAAAGAGAACACUAAAGUGGAUAAGAAUCUGAAAGUGAAGAGGUAUGUGAGGAAAGGUGUCCCCAGCAAACACCGUACUCUGAUCUGGAUGGCUGCCAGUGGAGCCCAGCAGCAUCUGCAGACAAACUGUGGUUAUUACCACUCUCUCCUGAAGGCUCCUCAUGAUCCCAUGCUGGAAGAGGCAAUACGCACUGACUUACACAGAACCUUUCCAGACAACAUUCAGUUCCACGAAUCCUCCCAGCCUUGUUUAUUGAAGGCUCUGUACAAUGUUCUUUUGGCAUACGGACACCACAACAAGGAUGUUGGAUACUGUCAGGGAAUGAACUUUAUCGCAGGAUACCUCCUUAUCAUAACAAAAGAUGAAGAAAAGUCCUUCUGGUUAAUGGAUGCUUUGCUGGGAAGAAUCUUACCAGAUUACUAUACACCGGACAUGCUGGGGCUAAAGACAGACCAGGAAGUUCUUGGAGAGCUUGUGAAGACUAAGAUGCCUGCAGUGUGGCAAGCCAUGACUCGACAUAAUGUGACGUGGGGCCUGGUGAUCUCAAAGUGGUUUAUUUGCCUUUACAUUGAUGUCCUUCCCAUGGAGACAGUGCUCCGAAUAUGGGAUUGCCUGUUCUACGAGGGCUCUAAGAUCCUGUUCCGUGUGGCCCUCACACUGAUUUGUCAUAAUCAGAAACUUAUCCUGAAGGCACAACAUUUUUCAGACAUCUGUCAGUGUUUCAAGCAGAUCACACAUGGGAAAUUUGUGGAGAAUUGUCAUGCAUUCAUGCAGAAUAUCUUUACGGAGCCUGGGAGUCUGUCCGUGGCAACAGUCACUAAACUCAGAGAAACAUGUCGAGAACGGAUACAAGCUCAGGAUUCUGCAUGAUAGUGGCGAUCACAAUAUUCUAUAUCCACUCCACAAGUAACAAUGCAAAUGUGGACGCCGUGCUGGACAGAAUUCAGCAUGAGAAUACUCACAGUUCAUUAAACCUUUUUUUUUUUCCUUUUCUUAAAAUUAUGUUUGUUUUAAAAGCUUAUUUAAGAAUGUACUUCUUGGAA
This is a messenger RNA of Hemibagrus wyckioides, 1263 nucleotides long. It is a transcript of the gene grtp1b, whose product is annotated as growth hormone regulated TBC protein 1b. The transcript has 8 exons. The record is from RefSeq and is a predicted model, not a curated record. The coding region runs from base 44 to 1090 and encodes 348 amino acids. NCBI's taxonomy places the organism in Eukaryota, Metazoa, Chordata, Actinopteri, Siluriformes, Bagridae.